This is a messenger RNA of Populus trichocarpa (black cottonwood), 897 nucleotides long. RefSeq names its product protein NUCLEAR FUSION DEFECTIVE 6, mitochondrial. Gene Ontology annotation, cellular component: mitochondrion. Bases 81 to 365 code for a protein of 94 amino acids. The record is from RefSeq and is a predicted model, not a curated record. The transcript is spliced from 3 exons. NCBI's taxonomy places the organism in Eukaryota, Viridiplantae, Streptophyta, Magnoliopsida, Malpighiales, Salicaceae.
ACAACGCUCACAACCCUAUUUUUCACUUCAGCUGCCAAAACCCCAAGAAACAAAUUCUUACACCCUAACCCCAAAUAGCCAUGUCCGCCACCGCAGCUGCCAGGUCUUUCCUCCGUUCUACAGCCACCAGAACCUCUGCGGCUGCCAGACUAGCGUCCGCACCCAAACCUGGAUCCAAACCAGCUUCUUCGCCAUUUCGCAUCUCCAAAGAAAGCCCUCUCUCUCAUCGUAUUUUCAGGUCGCCAGUGGAGAUGAGUUGCUGUGUAGAGACAAUGCUUCCAUACCACACUGCCACUGCCUCCGCAUUGCUUAAUUCAAUGCUCUCCGUCUCUCGCCGCUAUGGUUGGACCCCUGAAGGUGUUUAGGGAAGUGAGGGCAACUUUGAAGGCUUAGAAAUGUGAUUGGUUUGAAUAAGAUCAGGAAGGGCCUUCUGUACUGAAAUCGUUGUGAUGUGAAUCUUGUCUUAUUUAUGCGUUAAGAUUUUUUGGGUUUUUAAUAAUCUGGCCUCUUUCUCUUUGCUUCUCUCCCUUGCAAAAUGAAAGAAUGUUUGUUCUUCUAUCCUUUUGUAGGGCAGGGCAAGCCUAGAUGAGGAUCAAGCCAUGAAAGAUGGGAAUCAUUUGAGUUUCUUUUGUUGUCAACUUUUGAAAGUAUUGGAGAAUGCUAGUCUUGUGUAAGAUUAGGGUGGUUUUUUUCUAGAGAUGGGGUCAAAAGUUGAGAGAUUGACCAGUUUCAUCUAAUGUCAUGGAGUUGUGGAAUUCAUUUAUUCCUCAACCACUGAAGUUGAUUUUUCAUCUGUGUAAUGAGUUUGCUAGAUUCAUGUUAUAAGAAGUACUCUCAAAUGACAACUGAUCACCUUUAAUGGUUCCAUAAUGAAUUAAGCAAUUUUCAUUUGAGGCA